UUAAAAUAACUUGCAAAACUUGGCUAUAAUAUCCAACCGUUGAGUCCUCUUUAUUUCAAAAGGAGAAAGUGACUAUGAGCUAUGAACAAGUUCAAACCUCACUUCUACCCUCCAAAACCACCACCACCACCCAAUUUCGCCACCGUCACAACCAAGUCAUUCAAUGCUGAAAUCAAUCGUCUCUCAUCUUCAAGUGCACACAAUGACGUCCUUCUCACCUACACCUUCAUGCUCAAAACCAACACUCCACCGGACGCCUACACCUUCCCUAGCCUUCUCAAAGCCUGCACUUCUCUAUCCGUACUCUCCCAUGGCCUUUCAUUCCACCAACACAUCAUCGUCAAUGGGUUCUCCCCGAUCGCUUACAUUGGCUCUUCUUUGAUAAACUUCUAUUCCAAAUUUGGGUUCACCAACCAUGCCCGCCAAGUGUUCGACAAAAUGCCUGAGAGAAACCUGGUUCCUUGGACUGCUAUCAUCGGCUGUUAUUCAAGAUCGGGUGACGUCAAAACAGCAGUUUGUAUGUUUAAUCAGAUGCGACGCGAAGGAAUUCAACCCAGUUCAGUUACUGUGUUGAGCUUGCUCUCUGGAGUUUUUGAUGUCACCCAUGUGCAAUAUGUUCAUGCUUGUACAAUUCAAUAUGGGUUUGAGUCUGAUUUAGCUUUGGUGAAUUCUAUGUUAAAUGUGUAUGGUAAAUGUGGAAGAGUUGAGGAUGCUAGGGACUUGUUUGAAUCGAUGGAGACAAGAGAUGUAGUUUCGUGGAACUCGUUGGUUUCAAAUUACGCCUUGGUUGGGAAUAUUAGAGAAAUAUUUCAUCUAUUGAGUCGAAUGAGGAUUGAAGGUUUGGAACCUGAUCAACAGACAUUUGGGUCGUUGGUGUCUGCUACAGCGAGGCAGAGCGAUCUUGAAAUGGGACGAUUGGUGCACGCUAAGAUAUUAACUUCAGGAAUUGAAUCGGAUGCACAUGUUGAAACAUCACUUAUUGUUAUGUAUUUAAAAUGUGGAAAUUUUGACAAUGCUUUUAGGAUAUUUGAACGAACAUCAGAUAAGGAUGUGAUCUUAUGGACGGCAAUGAUGUCAGGGCUUGUACAGAAUGAAUUCGCAGACAAGGCCCUGAUGUUGUUCCGAUCGAUGUUAGUUUUGAAUGUUUUGCCAUCUACUGCCACGAUAGCUAGUGCCCUUGCAGCUUGUGGCAAGCUAGGUUCCUUAAGCCUUGGAGCUUCAAUUCAUGCCUACAUGUUACGGCAUAGGAUGCCACUAGACAUUACUGCUGAAAACUCUCUUGUAACCAUGUAUGUAAAGUGUAAUCACAUGGAACAAAGUCGUUUUCUUUUCAAUACAAUGGAGAAAAGAGAUGUGGUUUCUUGGAAUGCCAUUGUUGCUGGGUAUGCACAAAAUGGCAAUUUAUGCGAGUCCUUAUAUUUAUUUAAUGAAAUGAGAACAACUCUUCAAAAACCUGAUUCAAUAACUGUCGUCUCCCUUCUCCAAGCGUGUGCCUCGAUCGGGGCUCUCCAUCAAGGAAAAUGGGUCCAUAAUUUUGUCAUUAGGAGCUGCCUUGGACCAUGCAUCUUGAUCGACACAGCUUUGGUAGAUAUGUACUGCAAAUGCGGUGACUUAGACACCGCUAUGAAGUGUUUUGAUAGGAUAUCACAGCAUGAUCUGGUCUCAUGGAGCACGAUCAUUGCUGGAUACGGUAGUCAUGGUAAAGGAGAGAUUGCUUUGGAAAUGUACAAGAAGUUUCUCCUUAUCGGCCUUGAGCCAAACCAUGUCAUUUUUCUAUCAGUUCUAUCUGCCUGUAGUCAUAAUGGGCUUGUCAACGAGGGUUUGAAUGUUUUCUACUCUAUGAAAAAUGAAUUUAGGGUUGAACCAAAACUUGAACACCUUGCUUGCGUUGUCGACCUCUUAAGUCGAGCAGGAAGAGUAGAAUAUGCAUAUGAAUUUUACAAGAGGAUGUUUCCAGCACCAACUAUAGAUGUUUUAGGCAUACUUCUUGAUGCUUGUCGGACGAGUGGUAAUUUGGAACUUGGGAACAUAAUUGCUAGAGAAAUUUUCGUGUCAAAACCUACGGAUGCCGGAAACUACUUGCAACUGGCACAUGGCUAUGCUUCAAUGGACAGAUGGGAUGGUGUGAGUGAGGCAUGGAUUCAGAUGAGGUCUCUUGGCCUUAAAAAACUCCCUGGUUGGAGUUUUAUUGCACUAAAUGGGGCCAUUACGACAUUUUUCAAUCAUCACAGUUCUCAUCCCCAAUUUGAAGACAUUGUUCAAGUUUUAAAAUUCUUGAGCCAAGAAACUAGGGAUUUGGGAAUUGACUUCAAAAAUACUGAAAUUCUAUCAUGAUUUUCCUAUCCCCAGAGGGAAAGGUCCUUCCCUUUUUGGCAAGUUGUGGGAGAGGAGGGAUUUGAACCCCAAACACCAUGGUUUGUAGCCACAUGCUCUAAUCCCCUGAGCUACAGGCUCCACCCCGAUUCCACUUGAUUUGUUUCCUGGAGUAGCCUAAUCAAGUUUACAGUCUCUUCCUCAAUUUGGAAAUUUUGGCGUUAGCCUCAAAUCAAGAAAGCAAAUCUGUUUCUAGUAAAUUUGAUGAGAAAAAUGCAGUUGUUUUGAAGAAACGAAGUUGGUGGAGGAGAUAGAUACAUUGGCUUGUUUUAAAGGAUGAGCCAAGAACCUAUGGUGUAUAUAAUUUGGCUUACUGACUGAUUCUUGUUGAAACAAUGGACAUCUAAGACUUCCAGGAUAACCAACAAGUGAAGCUUUUGAAGAUGAAUUACUUGCAAGCGGCGUGCACUAUCGACUGUGAUUCAGUGUGCAUAUAGGAUGGUAAGUGAAUUAUGGAUCAAAUAGAUAUCUUUUAAUAAAAAUAUUCCUCAGUUUUGCAGAUGUAUUGGACUGCUUAGUACGGUUGCAACUCUCUGAAUGCCCACUUUUUACGACAAUUUGGAGUUUUUUUGUCAACCAAUGUAUAUGAUUUUGAAGGCUGUGGGGAGUAGAAACUAGAAAUGACAGUUUAAUUCAACAGUAAGACUUGUCAUUAGUGUCAUUAAUGAUGCGG
Messenger RNA from Camellia sinensis, 3046 nucleotides. RefSeq names its product Tetratricopeptide repeat (TPR)-like superfamily protein. Gene Ontology annotation, molecular function: protein binding; RNA binding. The record is from RefSeq and is a predicted model, not a curated record. Gene Ontology annotation, biological process: RNA modification. Lineage: Eukaryota; Viridiplantae; Streptophyta; Magnoliopsida; Ericales; Theaceae.